AUGGCACCACCCAAAAAAUAUCACACAACUGAAUCAAAGCGUCAUUCAGUGUGCGAGAAAAGCAAACGCUACUAUGAAAGGCUCCAGAUCCGACUCCGACGCAAAGCUGCCUACGACGCCAGAGCUUUGCAAGACCCAGCACCCCAGUGUUCAUUCUCACCUUCUGACUACUCUAGCAAAGAGCCUACUGUCGUGAAUGUCAAACACAUUACUAGAGUUGGAAAGACUAAUGCACUUGAAAUUCAAACAAGGAGAAAAUACCUAACACGUCAAGCUAAAACCUUGCCUUUGUUUAACAAUGCCCCUCCCAUACCACCUAUACCGUCCACCAACAUAUUCCCCAAACUGAGCGCAGAGGCAAAAGCCCUUCAAGACAAAUUCAAUUCCUUCAUUCAGGGCACGUCUAUUGGUGAAUAUGCGGAGUCGCUCUUGAGAGCUUACUUCAAGUCAAACUCAAAACGCCAGGGACAAAUCAGUGUCUUUGUAGAUCCAUUGCAAGACCUGUAUGAGCUCCGGGACACCUAUACGAAGAUUCAAGAUCAAUCUCUUGAAGCCGAAGGUUUGAGUGCGAGGCAUAAUUCACUGGUACAAGCAGGUGGUCCUAUCAACAAGGUCGUUGAGUGGGUGGAAGAUUUUUGGCAUUGCGCGAUCGAUGGUCCAGGGAGCUUACUGCGUACAUACAAUGUGAAACGAUUAGCGUGGCAAAGAGAUACUAUUAGUUAA
Messenger RNA from Desarmillaria tabescens, 723 nucleotides. RefSeq lists its product as uncharacterized. NCBI's taxonomy places the organism in Eukaryota, Fungi, Basidiomycota, Agaricomycetes, Agaricales, Physalacriaceae. The transcript has 3 exons. Bases 1 to 723 code for a protein of 240 amino acids. The record is from RefSeq and is a predicted model, not a curated record.